GAACCGGAAGUAAUAAUUGACCGAAGGUGGCUAACUAGCUCCGGGGUUUGUUGUUGUUGUCGCUGCUGGCUAGAAUAGCUGGUAUUUUCAGUUUGGUUGAGGUUGACAGGUUAGUGAUGAGCUGUGCGCUGAUGAGCAAAAGAGGAAGUAACCGAUAGCAGAACCGGACAGCUUCCGGUUAGAAGUGCGUUGAAGCUCAGUGGCCUCGCCCAGCAGGUAGCUAGCUAGCUUCUAGCUAGCUCCUAGCUUCUCUGUUUCAGUCCAUGAAGUGCAGCCUGAGCCUGCUUCGCUGCUGUCAGCAAGUCGCCUAAAGAGAUGUCACUGAGGUCUGUCUGCUGAACCAUCGUGAUGGCAGGAUCCCAGUGGGAGCUUCCCCCAGAGCUAUGCUGCCGGCCCAUGGCUUUCGUAGCGCUAACCGGUCUGGAUGUGGUGUACAAUGCGGUGCAUCGCGCCAUCUGGGAUGCUUUCUGUGCCAACCGGCGCGCUGACAGAGUCCCCAUCUCUUUCAAGGUUCUCCCAGGAGAUCAUGAGUAUCCCAAAUGCCGCACUAAGCGAACGUCGUAUGAGUGGUACAUCCCAAAAGGCAUCGUGAAGACUGGCUGGAUGAACAAACACCUGAACCUGGUCCCUGCCCUGGUGGUUCUGUUCUAUGAGCUGGACUGGGACGACCCGCAGUGGAAGGAGAAGCAGUCGGAAUGCGCGACUAAAGUGGAAAUUGUCAGGACCAGUCUGCAGGGCAGAAACACCAAAGUGGCGGUGGUUUUAAUCCAAAAGAAAACUCCUCUGCCUCCAGGAGAGGACCUGGUGGCGUCAGAGAGAGCCUCAGCUCUCUGUAGCUCCUGCGACCUGUCUGGGAAGAGCCUGUUUGUCCUGCCUCACACCGACCACCUGGUGGGCUACAUCAUAAGGUUGGAAAAUGCCUUCUAUGAGCACGCUCAGACCUACUACUACACUGAGAUCCGUCGGGUCAAAUCCCAUAAGGAGUUCCUCAACAAGACCACCCACCAGCUGCUGUUUGUUAGACAUCAGUUUAAAAUGGCUUUCCUCAGUGAACUGAAGCAGGACACCCAGAACGCUCUCAAGUACUACAGAGCUGCUUACAGUUUAGUGCAUGAGCUCAGAGCACAUGAGACCAACAUGCUGGAGAUCAAGACCAUGGCAGGAUUCAUCAACUACAAGAUCUGCCGCCUGUGUUUCCAGCACAACACUCCUCUGGACGCCAUAGCUCAGUUCAGGAAGCACAUCGACCUGUGUAAGAAGAAGAUUGGCUGUGCUGAGCUGGCCUUCGAGCACUCUGCAUGGAUGUCAAAACAGUUCCAGUCUUUUGGCGAGUUGUUCGAUGAGGCCAUAAAAUUGGGACUGACCGCCAUCCAGACUCAGAACCCGGGUUUCUACUACCAGCAGGCCGCUUGUUACAGCCAGGACAGGAAGCAGAUGGCCCAGCAGUUCUGUCAGGUGGGGACGACCUAUCCUUCCCCAGAUCCCCUGGACACCCAGAGUGGAGGACUGGACUUCUAUGGACAGAGGCCUUGGAGACAAGGACACCAGAGUAUUGAUCCAACAGAUCCAGAGAAGGAGAAGCGGGGGAUCCUGGCUCUGCAGAUUAAGGAGAGAGAUGUCCCACACUCUGAGCUGAUAAUAGCACUUCUCAGUAACGCUGUGGCCCAGUUCAAGAAGUACAAGUGCCCUCGAAUGAAGAGUCACCUGAUGGUGCAGAUGGGAGAGGAAUACUACCAUGCUAAAGACUACACCAAAGCCUUAAAGCUGCUGGACUACGUGAUGUGUGACUAUCGCACAGAGCGCUGGUGGCCUCUGCUGACUGCCAUAUUGACCACAGCUCUGCACUGUGCUUAUCUGAUGGCCAGUGUCAAAGACUACGUCAUCUACUGCAUGGAGCUGCUGGGCAGAGCUUCUACCCUGAAAGAGGAGCAGAAAUCCAGGAUAGAGAAGAAUCUCUUUAAAGUUUUAAUGAACGACGUUCCAGAGGCUGAGUCUGAAUGUGAUCAAUCUUCAGUCGGUGCUGCCAGGUCACUGUGGACCGACCGCAUGGCUUUGUCUGGAUCCAAUGAGCUGAUGGUGGAAAUGCAGGACUACAUCCCAUUCAUCCAAUGCAAAGCCCGGUUCCAGUCACCCUGCUUCCAUGUGGACCAGCCCAUCCAGUUGCAGGUGUUCCUCAGAGCUGACUGUCCUCACCCUGUGUCAUUCAGCAAGCUUACCGUCAGCCUCAGCAACCAGGAAUACAACCAGUGGUGUGUGGUGGAAUCGUCAGUUCAGGAUAGCAUGAUGCUGUUACCAAGGAAACCCAGAUGCUACAACUUCAGCUUUGUGGCUAAAACUGAAGAUGUGGGUAAGAAAGUAGAGAUGAUGGGUAUAGAGAUGAUGCUAGGCAGCAACAGUGGCCGCUGUGUGUUCCUGAGCUGGAGAGGCGCCGGCGGAGACGCUGCCUCCACCCAGGAGGCCCUGCAGGCCAGCAGGUCGUCACGGCGAUGGGGGCGGGGCAACGAGGCACGCCAGGAAUUAGACUGGGACAGCUUGACGAUGCAGCACAGCACCAUGAUCAUCUCCAGAGUUCCCAGGAUCUGUGUCCAGCUCAGCCACCAGCCUCCUGCACUCACCAACGAGAUGUUCUGCAUCAGCCUCACCGUCCAAUCACAGGAGAACGUCGUGGCGAAGGAUGUCAAACUCACUGCCGGUCUCAAACCAGGCCAGGAGGCUGGUUUAGGACAUACCACCCAUGUGACCCUAGACGGGUCCAGUGUGUCUGACGAUAACGCGCCUGCUCUGCUCACCGAUGUGCCUCUGGGAGAUCUGAAACCAGGAGAGAAGCUGGAGAAGUGUGUGUACAUGAGGUGUGUGUCGACCGGACCGAGGAUCUUCUUGUUCCAUGUGGCCUACAGCAUCGAUACUGCCGUGGAAGGACUACAUAUUGUGUGCAAAUGUCAUAAGGAUGAGACGGUGACUGUGGAGACCGUAGUCCCAUUUGAAGUGUCGGUCAAGUUUGUAUCUACAAAGUUUGAGCCGUUAGAGCAGGUAGCAGUAGACAUCCCCUUCCUUUUGAUGACGGACAUCCGCUCGUCUUCACCCUGGCCUCUCCUGCUGAGCUCGUCUUCCCUGCAGCUGGUUACGGUGACCAGCAGCACGCCACCGCUCCAGUCCCAGCUGAAGCAAGUGGUUCUGCAGACAGGAGAAAGCGCCAGUGAGUGCUUUUGUCUUCGAUGUCCUCCAGACACCAGCAGCAGCAACACGGUGGCGACAGGACAGUACGUCAUCUCAUGGAGGAGGAAGUACUCCAGUGCAGACAGCCCUCUCAUCCAGACUACAGUCACUCUACCUCAUGUCAUCCUGGAGUCUGUCCCUCUUUACAUCUAUGCUGAUCUGCCUUCGUUUGGGCGGGUCAGAGAGUCCCUUCCAGUUCGUUACCAUAUAGAGAACAGGACGGCUCAGGUGAUGGAGGUGGAGAUAGCUGUUGACCCGUCGGAUGCCUUCAUGUUCUCUGGACUCAAACAGGUGCGUCUGCGGGUCCUCCCCGGCACAGAGCAGCAGAUGCUGUAUAAUUACUACCCACUGAUGGCUGGUUACCAGACACUACCACAGCUCAACAUCAGCCUGCCACGCUGUCCGACGUCCAACAGCCCUGCACUGAGACGCUUCCUGCCUCAGCGUAUCUUCGUCAAGCCUCAGGGUCGACAGCCAGACGACGCCUCCAUCGCCGCAGCCUGAGGAGAGAAUGAAACUGUUUACUGUAAAUACCACCAAGCAACAUUGUGUUUGUUCUUUUAGAUGCAUCAUUCCACAGAGACGUCAUGAUGAACACUAUUUGUUACUUGUCAUUCUGUAAAAAAAAUGUCGACCAAACAUUAGGAGGCGGUUAUUUCCAGCGAGUGAAAGUGAUGACAUGAAUUGUGUAAGCAGCAAAAACAUGAACUGAUGUCGUCUUACCCAGGGGAAUCCUGGAGGAAUCUGAUGUGAUGUGAGCUGUGUGUUGAUUUUGGGAGAUUAAUCCAUGACUUGAAUGUGUUGAAGAAGUGAUUAUACUGAAGCAAUGGAAAACUUG
Messenger RNA from Poecilia latipinna (sailfin molly), 4054 nucleotides. It is a transcript of the gene trappc11, whose product is annotated as trafficking protein particle complex subunit 11. The transcript is spliced from 30 exons. The record is from RefSeq and is a predicted model, not a curated record. Lineage: Eukaryota; Metazoa; Chordata; Actinopteri; Cyprinodontiformes; Poeciliidae. Bases 349 to 3720 code for a protein of 1123 amino acids.